GCAGCGGUUCAGCAAAGCGCGGCCAAGCCAUCUUCAGGCGCUGCUUCAACACCUAACAAAUGGCCCUCGCGCGAACACUUUCAAGAGACAGUCACUCUCAUAGUCGGAAAAUGGAAGAAGCCCUAUGUCGUGCACAAAGACUUGCUAUGUUUCUAUUCAGACUAUUUCCGUGCAGCUUUUCAAAGUUCAUUCAAAGAGGCUACUGAGCGCAAGAUCGAUCUCGUUGGCGUUACGCAGGACACCUUCGAGGAGUUCCAAGUCUGGCUCUACACUCGCAAGCUCGACUUUGAAACUCUUCGUUUCGACACUAUUGUCGACCUCUGGAUCUUCGGUGAUCAGCACCAAAUCCCUCUCCUCCAAAAUUAUACGAUUGAUGGCCUAUUCGACAAAAGAGUCAAGGAGAAUGCGUUUCCUACAUACGUGAUACCAUGCAUUUAUGACAACACUCCGGCGGACUCCGCGCUUCGCAGAGCUGUCAUCGAGAUAGCUUCUUCGCUCUCCCUUCAGGACCGCGAAAGAAAUACCCUGAACCCAGACAGGUGGUCGGUCGAGAGUCUGACUGACCUUGUGCGUGUACUCGACGCCCGUCCCAAAGACCUCAAGAAGUAUACACUGCCANAAAGAGGCACGUGCUUCUUUCACUCCCGCGACCUCUUCCACUUUUUCUUAUCAACCCUCAACGAACAUCCUAUCAUCAUCUGGUUGUGCCCACUGUCACCAUCAGGAGCUCUCCAUCUGAGCAUCAGCGUCGCUAUGUCAACGCAGGAGCAGCAAGGUGCAUCUGCGCCAUCGACAGGCGCUGUCUCGGUGCCCAGCAAGUCUCCUACAAGCGAGUACUUUCAAGGAAUGGUCACGAUCAUUGUCGGCCCUGACAAGAAGGUCUUUACAGCUCACAAGUACCUGGUGUUCUUCUACUCCGACUACUUUCGUGCAGCCUUCAAUGGAUCUUUUGUCGAAGCAACUCAAAACAAGCUCGAACUUUUCGACGUCGAGCAAGAGGUGUUCGCGAACUUCCAUUCCUGGCUCUACAGCCGCAACUUUCUUUCUCACGACGACUGUUUACGUUGCUUCCGCAUUCUCUUUAUGCUCUGGAUCUUUGGCGAUCGCUUCCAGGUGCCCAUGUUGCAGAACUGUGUCAUUGAUGAGAUCUUUUCCAAGGUGAGACGCGAUCUCAUGUUUCCUCUCGGCCUGGCUGCGUUUGUGUAUCAGAACACUCCAGUCGGAUCGCAACUUCGUAAAGCCGUCGUGAACAUCAUCGCAUUCAGGAUGGACGUUGGAGAUGGCGAAAAGAGUGUCAUGAAAGCAAAUAAUUCUCAGCACUACACCGUUGAGAUUCUUCAGGAUACCGUCAGAGAGCUUGACAGCGUCCGUGGAAUCAUAGUGCCUGUGGGAAAGCUGCCAAAGAGGGACCAGUGCUUCUUCCAUGUCCACGGCAAGGGUGAACACUGU
This is a messenger RNA of Aureobasidium musti, 1449 nucleotides long. Lineage: Eukaryota; Fungi; Ascomycota; Dothideomycetes; Dothideales; Saccotheciaceae. The record is from the annotation of a GenBank genome assembly.